Messenger RNA from Tarenaya hassleriana, 1551 nucleotides. Its product is annotated as mitochondrial phosphate carrier protein 3, mitochondrial. Gene Ontology annotation, biological process: mitochondrial phosphate ion transmembrane transport. NCBI's taxonomy places the organism in Eukaryota, Viridiplantae, Streptophyta, Magnoliopsida, Brassicales, Cleomaceae. The transcript has 6 exons. The record is from RefSeq and is a predicted model, not a curated record. Bases 125 to 1234 code for a protein of 369 amino acids. Gene Ontology annotation, cellular component: mitochondrial inner membrane. Gene Ontology annotation, molecular function: phosphate transmembrane transporter activity.
ACCUAUUUGCCCAAGAAAGACCCGAGUUUUGAGCUUUGCCAUUGGAGGUUACAUUUUGUUUGCAGCGUGAGAUCGGAGACCCCCACCCGUGCUCAAUUCCUACGCUAUCUCCGCUGCCGCCGCCAUGGAAUCUCCUAGGAAUUCCUUCAUCCCAAGCUUCCUUUAUUCUUCGUCUUCGUCCCCAAGGGCAUUCCUUCUGGAUCAGGUUCUCAACUCUAACCCCAACACCACCUUCUCCAAUGUCGAGAAAUCUCCCUCUCCGACUGUUCUCUCCAAUAAGAGCUUCCUCAUCGCAUCUCCCUCCGAGCCGGGAAAGAAGAUCGAGAUGUACUCGCCGGCCUUCUACGCCGCCUGUACCUUCGGUGGCAUUCUCAGUUGUGGUCUCACUCACAUGGCCGUCACCCCUCUCGAUCUCGUCAAGUGCAACAUGCAGAUCGAUCCAGCUAAGUAUAAGAGCAUCUCGUCUGGUUUCGGAGUUUUACUCAAGGAGCAAGGAGUCAGGGGCUUCUUCCGUGGAUGGGUUCCCACUCUGUUAGGUUACAGCGCCCAGGGGGCCUGCAAGUUCGGAUUCUACGAGUUCUUUAAGAAAUACUAUUCGGACCUUGCUGGACCCGAGUACUUUUCCAAGUACAAAACCCUCAUCUACCUUGCCGGUUCAGCUUCUGCUGAGGUAAUUGCCGAUGUCGCUCUCUGCCCAUUCGAGGCAGUGAAAGUCAGGGUUCAGACGCAGCCAGGAUUUGCCCGGGGAAUGUCUGAUGGAUUUCCCAAAUUUGUCAAGUCUGAAGGUGUCGGUGGUUUGUAUAAGGGUCUUGGUCCACUCUGGGGACGGCAAAUUCCUUACACAAUGAUGAAGUUUGCUUCUUUUGAGACAAUUGUGGAGAUGAUCUACAAGUAUGCGAUCCCCACACCAAAGGAGCAGUGCAGCAAAAAUCUGCAACUUGGAGUUAGUUUUGCAGGGGGAUACGUUGCUGGAGUGUUCUGUGCUAUUGUUUCUCAUCCUGCGGACAAUCUAGUGUCGUUCCUGAACAACGCCAAGGGAGCAACUGUUGGAGAUGCCGUGAAGAAGCUUGGGCUGUGGGGUCUGUUCACCAGAGGGCUUCCUCUACGUAUUGUGAUGAUAGGGACGCUGACAGGUGCCCAGUGGGGUCUCUAUGAUGCUUUCAAAGUCUUCGUUGGCCUGCCAACCACGGGAGGUGUUGCUCCAGCAGCUGCGAAUGCUGUUGUCAAGGCCUAGAUGAUAUGAUGGAUGGACGCCGUUGCAUACAAGUUGAAAUAAACCCAAGUAAUCCGUAGGAUUUUUUUUUAUAUAAAAAAAAUAAAAGAAAGGGAUUUUGCUGAAGAGUGGGAGUAGAGCAGGGAGGUGUGACAUCAAUUUUUGUUUUAUUACCUGAUAUCAGGAGAAUGCUAUGCUACUUACUACCCUCAGUUAUUGUGGCUGUGGGAGCUUGAGAGCCUCAUUUCUCGUGUUUUUAUUUUAUGUUGGCGUUGUUGUUUAUGUAAGUUAUGGAAGAGAUCUCCUUGCAUAUAUAUAUAUAUAUGCGUGUAUGUUUU